Molecule: messenger RNA, 1512 nt
Organism: Solanum dulcamara
Lineage: Eukaryota; Viridiplantae; Streptophyta; Magnoliopsida; Solanales; Solanaceae
Exons: 8
Coding region: 1-1512 (503 amino acids)
Source: RefSeq, a predicted model, not a curated record
AUGCCGCCACCUUCAGAGGAGCUUGGGGAAGCACCAGCUGCAGAUCCUGAACCUCUAGAACAGGAGCCUCCCAUCAUACAGCAAGAGGCAGAGGAUAGAGCUAUGAGAGAUGUCGUGCAGCUGUUGACUGGGCUAAUGGCAGGACAUGCCCGGAGGUGUGGCCUAGAUGAUGCCAACAGACAAGAUAGCUUGAGGGUUUGUGACUUCCUAGCUUGUAACCCUCUAGAAUUUUAUAGAUCAAGGACUACCGAGGACCCACAGGAAUUUAGUCGACAAAUACAGCGUACACUGCGAAUUAUUAGGGCUUCGGAAACUGAGUCAAUUGAAUUGGCCUCCUAUCGGCUACGUGACGUAGCCGCUAACUGGCACGAGUCUUGCGAGUUAUCGAGGGGCAAGGGUGCUCCUCUAGCUGAUUGGGAUGAAUUUAUAGAAGCCUUUCUUAGCCACUUCCUGCCUCCAGAAAUAAGACAAUCCAGGGUGGAUAGAUUCUUACAAUUAAAGCAGAACGACAGGAGUGUUCGAGACUAUAGCCUCGAGUUUGACUCAUUGGCAAGGCAUGCCCCUACAGUCGUAGUUGAUAUGGCAGAUAGGGUGGAUGAGUUAAAAGCGUUAGAUAUUCAGGGGCCGGACAAAGUUCUAGAGCUUCAGGGCCAUAUUGGGAGAGAAUGCCCACUUAAGAGUACUCUAGGUGGUAUGGCUCAGCCAACUAGAAUCGGAAUUAAGCCAGAGUUAAUAGAAUCGUUUGAGGUUGCUACGCCAGUAGGGGACUCUAUUGUGGUAAAGCAGAUAGACCUGCAGUCAGGCUAUCAUCAGGUGCGGGUAAGGGAGGAAGAUAUACUAAAGACUGCAUUCAGGACCCGGUAUGGGCAUUACGAGUUCAAAGUGAUGUUCUUUGGGCUGACUAAUGCUCCAACAAGAAGGUGGCUGGAACUACAGAAGGACUAUGAUGUCGACAUCUUAUACCACCCUUGGAAAGAGAAUGUGGUGGAAGAUGCACUCAGCUGUAAGUCAAUGGGUAGCUUGGCAGAGGUACAACCUGAACGGAAGGAGAUGAUCUGUGAGUUCUGCCAGCUUGCCAGCCUUGGAGUCCGCUUAGUUGAUUCGGGUGAUGAUGGGGUUUCUGUUCGAGGAAUUGUUGAAUCCUCCUUCAUGGAGGAAGUCACCGAAGAACUAGCCUACAAAGAACAACCAGUUUCCAUCCUAGAUCGACAGAUUAGAAGAUUUCGAACUAAAGACGUAGCCUCGGUUAAGGUGCUAUGGCGAAAUAGAAAUCGGGAGGAAAUGACCUGGAAGGCCGAAGAGGACAUGAAGAACAGGUAUCCGUACCUGUUCCUAAUAUCUACAGAUGAAUCCCAUAUGCUUCAGUAUGACGAAGUUGAUUUGGAUGAUUGUUUGAGCUACAUUGAGAAGCCAGUUGCUAUUUUAGACAAAGAUGUCAGGCAGUUGCCAUCUAGAGUCAUUCCUGUGGUUAAGGUCCAUUGGAGGCAUCAACCCAUCGAUGAGGAUACAUGA